This is a messenger RNA of Musa acuminata subsp. malaccensis (wild Malaysian banana), 948 nucleotides long. RefSeq names its product auxin-responsive protein SAUR36. The record is from RefSeq and is a predicted model, not a curated record. Gene Ontology annotation, biological process: response to auxin. NCBI's taxonomy places the organism in Eukaryota, Viridiplantae, Streptophyta, Magnoliopsida, Zingiberales, Musaceae.
GACUCUCGGCCAACGGAAGAGCCACCCGACUCGUCCCUCCUCUACUUAAUGUUCUGCUUCACUACCCCCAGCCUCCUCUUUGCCUUUCCACUCUCGACUCAUCUUCUCUCCUCUACCUCCUCUUUGCUUCGCUACUCCCAUCUUUCUCUGUGUACCAACAGCAGAGAGAGUUUGGCUGCGUUGUUUCUCAUCCGAGCCACCGUCUCCUUGUUUGUUUGAUGCUCCUCUUCCCGCUAUUUGACCCCUCUUCCUAACUGGUACUGUACUUUUAGUUAUGAAGAGGUUUAGAGGUUUCAAGUUGGGGCGGCGACUAGUGGGAGUCUGGCGAUGGGUCGUCCGCCGCCGCCGCCCCAAACACUACCUCCGCCUCGACACCCCCUCAAAAUCCAACCUUUCGAAGACUUCGACGAUGGCGACGAAGAUCUUCGACUGGGGCCGCCACAUAGCCGGCCGCUUCUGCCGAGGACCGCACUGCAGGAUCGGUGCCCGAACCUCCGCCGACGACCGGAAAUUGAGUGCGGGAGCGCCGCUAAUAGAAAUGGAGGGGGAGGCCCGGCGGGGGUGGACGCCGCCGCCGAAAGGACACCUGGCGGUGUACGUGGGAGGAGAGAAGGAGGGCGGGCCGCCGCGGAGGUACAUGGUGCCGGUCAUCUACUUCAACCACCCUCUGUUCGGGGAGCUACUGCGGGAGGCAGAGGAGGAGUUCGGGUUCCACCACCCCGGUGGCAUCACCAUCCCCUGCCCCGCUGCCAAGUUCGAGCGAGUCCGGUCGCGGAUCGCCGCUGGCAGCGAGAGGCUCCGCUGCAAGCGCGCCUCUUCCCUUCUCUCCUCCUGAUGCGAAUCCACCUACCCCCCCCCCUACUUUCCGUACAAACCCAUGUUUUCUUUCCUCUGUUUUGUACGUACUUUAACUUAAAUAAUAGUUUCUUUUUCUUGAUUUUUUUUUCA